Messenger RNA from Stegodyphus dumicola, 616 nucleotides. Its product is annotated as transformer-2 protein homolog beta-like. The record is from RefSeq and is a predicted model, not a curated record. Lineage: Eukaryota; Metazoa; Arthropoda; Arachnida; Araneae; Eresidae. Gene Ontology annotation, molecular function: RNA binding.
AUAUUCUAGAUCCAGUAGAGCAAAUGAAAAUGCUGAUGAAGUUGAAUCUGAAAGCCAAAGGAGCCACUCAAGGGGUCAUAGGUAUCGACAUUACAGCAGAUCAAGAUCCCGCAGUCCCCGACAUCGGCGAUAUUCCAGAAGCCGAAGCAGGAGCCGUUCCUAUUCUCCAAGGCGUUCAUAUUCUCCUCAAUAUAGCCCACGCCAUUCAUACUAUGAUGAUCGUUACUAUAGGUAUGGGGGUAAAAGUCGAUAUUCUUCCAGGUACAACCGUUCUCCAAUGUCCAGCCGAAGACGGCAUAUUGGAAACAGGGACAAUCCUGAACCUAGCAGAUGUUUGGGUGUUUUUGGUUUAAGUCUGUACACACAGGAACGAGAGUUAAGAGAUGUAUUUGGAAAAUAUGGUCCUAUUGAAGACGUUCAAGUAGUAUACGACGCUCAGAGUGGAAGAUCUAGGGGAUUUGCUUUUGUGUAUUUUGAAGAUACCGAAGAUGCUAAAAUGGCCAAAGAAAGAUGCAAUGGACAAGAAAUUGAUGGACGUAAGAUACGUGUUGACUAUUCAAUUACUAAACGAGCUCAUACUCCAACGCCUGGAAUAUAUAUGGGGAAACCAACCUAG